Molecule: messenger RNA, 845 nt
Organism: Neohortaea acidophila
Lineage: Eukaryota; Fungi; Ascomycota; Dothideomycetes; Mycosphaerellales; Teratosphaeriaceae
Product: heat shock protein 9/12-domain-containing protein
Exons: 4
Coding region: 108-578 (156 amino acids)
Source: RefSeq, a predicted model, not a curated record
GCGUCAUUUAGCGAAGGGAAAACCGGAUUGCUGUGGCGCAUGCCCGCCUUUUGGAACUCUCCCAUCCACAAAACACUCCCUCCACAGCCAACCAGCAGGCGGAUGGGAUGUGGCGCCGCUCUCUCCAAGGACACAUGCCUGCUCGCUUUUCUCACAUGUUGCUUCCCCAUUCGGACGUUUUGUGGGCGGGCAGUGAGGCAGGCACGAGCAGGCACAGAACUCUUCCUUUCCCUUCACCCGACUCUCAUCAAACCACAUACCAACUCCAUCAACCAAACAACCACCAAACAACCACAGCAAUCAUGACUGAUACCGGACGCAAGGGUGUUGGCGACAAGGUGGGCGAUAAGAUGACCCCCGACAGCCAAAAGUCCACCCUGGACAAGGCAAAGGACACCGUCACCGGCGCCGGAGACAAAGCCCAGCGCGACGUCAUCCCUGACAGCCAAAAGUCGACCAGCCAGUCGAUGCAGGACAAGGCAUCGCGCGAGAAGGACUCUUCUCACGGCAGCAGCGGCGGCCACGAGUCGGUGCUCGACAAGGCCAAGGAUGCCGUGGGCAUGAACAAGAACCACUAGCUGUCGCCAUGGCGCAUCUGCCCAUCGUCUCACUCACGUGAUUCACCACGGCGAGAUGAUGGGGCCAAUGGUUCGGUAACGAUGACUAUGAUAUCAAACGGUCUCAUCAACCUCAAUUCAAGCUCGUAGGAGCACGUCACCUGCAUUGCACUGUUUAUUUCUCUUGUCAUUGAAUUUGUUGACCAUGAGUCAUGCCGGGCUGUCGAGUGUUACUUGCAGCAAUCACCACUGCAAACCAUUGCGAAUCUUCAUGUACAUCCAUCGGCA